AAUCCCUGGCAACCCCACUCUCUUUCAUUCAACUUUUCUAAGCUUUUCGCCCUUCGCGUUUGGUAUUCGCUAUUCGCCACUUUGCCCGCUGUAUUUUGUAAAACUAUCGUCAUUGUUCUAUAUUGUAUAAACUGAAAAUAUUUAAUUACUCGUCGGUUUCCGUCGCGAGUGAUGCCUAGUGUCCGUUUGAUUUCGUUUCAUAAACAAAAAUACAAUCGUUUUUAUCCUGUGUUGUCUCAUGUGAUUACAAAUGUAAAUAAUUAAUUAAAAUUAUCGCACAAAAUGGACGUGAAAGGUUCUAAUCGUGGGUGUAAAGAGUGAUUACUUUGUUAUAGUUGUGUUCGCAAAUAUUUUGUGAGUGUGAUAGUGUAUUUUUUUGAAGGAUUUUGACAUUCCCGUCUUCAGGCUAACUGUGGUGUCGUGCAAAAACUUCGCAACAAAAUGGCGCAGCUGAAACAUAAACGAGGGAAGUCCAAAAACUAAAAGCAGGUCAAAAAGAUCGAACUCAUAAUGACCUAGACAGAUAUUGUGAUAGAAACAGCCAAUCAUAUAGGCCUAUUUUACUAAUUAGAAAAUUUAACAGCGUUCCUUUAGCAUAUAGUGUCAAUUAGCGUAAACCAAAGUAACUUUAGGGUCCUACCUCUAUAGAAAAAAAUUCAAAAAAAGUAUAUUUUUGAACCAAAGCUAGUCUUUUAAGCAUGUCGAAUCAGAUACCUAUAUAUAGCCAGGUCGUUCCAAAAUCUCAAUACCGAGCGAAAAAUUCUAAAGUUAAUAAAGUUCAGAAUCCGACGAGAAACGACUUCGACCCUCUGAAUUAUAAUAACGGAGGGAAUUUCGCCAUGAGUUCUCCCCUUGAUGGGAAGGAGAAGAAGGAGGAUAAGCCUCGGAGGGUUAAAGAGGAUUCGGGGAGGACUCGCAGGGUGAGGAAUGAGGCGAGUGAGGGGAAGGUGGAAGCUUAUUUGAGACAGUACCAGGUCAGCAUGAGGCAGCAGCAGCAUCGACAUUCCGCUGUAAGACAGGCUGAACACCGGGUUAAUCUCAGAUCACUUCCACUGAAUGACGUGGCGACAUCUCGCGGCCACGACCGAACACCGACUGAUCGUCACCGAGGCUUCCCAGAGAGAGAUAGAGAAGGUUCCAGAGAACAUCGGCGUGAGCGAGACAGGGAUAGGGAACGGGAGAGAGAUCCUUUUGAUUUUGAUGGAACACCCCUUAGUCCCAUAGCUUCGAGGGCCCACGAGAAAGACUCCCGACCAGUCCGCAAGUCCUCAUCAGCGCACCGUGUGACUGAGACCAGCAUAUCCACGGACAAGAGGAGGUUCUUCUGCAGGGAGUGGGCCUUCCAGAAGAUUGCUCACUGUUUGGAACAGCGACCAGUCAGCAAGACCUGUGGGGCACUUAUUUUGGGUGACGCGGGCAGUGGUAAGACAGCUCUAUGUCAGGAGCUGAGUGAACCAGGCCAGGGUCCGCAGGCGAGGCAGCAACGUGCACUCAACCGAAGGCUGCUAGCUAGGCACUUUCUACAGAGUCACACAGAGAGCAGCCUACGUCCCGGCGAGUUUGUUCGCUCGUUAGCCAUGCAGAUACUAAGUCAUUCUUCACGGAGACCAAGAGCUGAUAACUCGGAUCUGUCUCCAAGAGACCCUGAUACUCCACACAGUCACAGACGCAAUUCUGAAGAGGAGCGUUUGAUCAGUCGGUUCCGUGAGCUCGGGGAUGAUGGUGAGGAGAGCUCCAAGCCGUUGCUGGCUGAUAGUGAAGACCAGCGCACAGACGAGGAGGACGGUGGCUGCAGUAGCCGGCCGCCCGGGGCCCGCAGCCCGCCCGGGGCCCGCAGCCCGCCCGCGGAGAUACAUACUGACGUCUCUGCUGACACACAUGCCGAUGCACCACUCAGUGCUCUUGAUGACUUGCCAGAAAUCUUGCCAAGAUCGUCAGUGAAACCAACAAAUCCAUUUGUCACAGAAGACAAAGAUGAUCUACGUUUAUACGAAAACCACGAGAAUCUAUUUCUUCGCAAUAUAUCGCAACGCCAAUCAAAAGAAUUGAGGAAUUCGAGACUUUUGCGGCAGUCUUCUGAGCCUCUAUCGGAGAAGAAGACCAGUCUACUGCAGAAGAGUCUGUCUACCGAACAGAAGAAUGAUAGUUCUGGAGAAGAUCGGAAGGUGGAGAAUAGCCCGCCUAAGUCUAGGAUACCUGUCGCUAAUUUUAGGUACCCUAACAAAAGUGAUCUUCGAUCUGCUGAAAACUCCCCCUCAAAGAAGCCUGAAAGACCAUCUACACCCAAAGAAGAGUUGCCGGAAUACCAGAAUGUUUUGAAGCCAGAAGUAGAAGUACAGGAGAGUGAGAAGAAGAGAGAAGAUGUGCCCCCUCCUAUUCCUAGUCUACCUAUAAGUCCUAGGACUUUGAUCGCCAACGCUUAUUACGAUAAGUUGCUGGCUGAGCCUGAAAUUCAGCAGGCACUAUUACCUCAAAAUUUGGAGAAGAAUCCUGAUGAAUGCUUCAAGAAGGCUCUCCUCUUCCCACUGCUGGAGAUAGAUCCUCCUAAGCAGUGCCUCUUCUUACUGGUCGACGCUAUCGAUGAAGGCAUUACUGGCGGUAUGUGCGAGGAGGGUUCGAGCUCGGAAGGGUCCUCGUCGGUGGCCCGCCUGCUGGCGCGGCACCAGCACCUGUUCCCGCACUGGCUGCUACUGGUCUGCACGGCCAGGAAGCACUGCAGGAACCUCACCAGGAUGUUUACUGGGUUCCGUAAAAUAACAUUGGACGAGCUCCAACGUGCACAUGUAUCAGCCGACGUGCAGCGUUACGUACUGGCACGUCUGGACACCGAACCCCGACUCAGAGCUCGAGUAUCGAGUGACUCCACUGCGGCGGCGGCGGCCGCGGCGGCAUUAGACCAUCUACGUAUCAAGAGUGAUGGCUGUCUACUGUACUUGGAGAAGGUGCUAGACGGUGUAGCAGACGGAUUCAUAGCUCUACGCGAGAUCAGAGAGAUCCCCGGCACUCUGAACGGACUCUAUCUGUGGCUGGCUCAGCGACUCUUUCAUGGGAGACGGUUCACCAAGGUUCGUCUCCUCCUGGACGUGUUGCUGGCGGCCAGGUGCGGAGUGUCGGAGGAGAUGCUGUACAGGUGUCUGCUCACCAAGGAGUACUCCGUCACCAGGGAGGACUUCAACCGACGAUUGCAUCUACUCAGGCGUAUCCUAGUAAUGGAGCGCUCAACAGGCUACCUCUCGAUGUUCCACCAUUCCUUCGCGAAGUGGCUGGUAGACGUCAAACACUGCACGCGACGAUAUCUCUGCUGUCCCACUGACGGACACGCCGCCAUAGCCAUGUAUUACACUCUGGAUGCUAAAAGACUAAGUGCGUUGGAGAUACAUAACUACGUGUUCCAUAUGACAAGCCUCGAACAACACAUGGCUUCACAGAAAAAGAACAAAAAUGCCGAACAGAAAGAAGACGUGUUAGACUUACACACGCUGAUCUUGCUGUGGGUGCUGGACUCCGGCUGUGACGUGGAGGCCGCGCUGCGCCGGGAGACCGACGUCUGCCGCCGCCUCGACGCGCGCCACGGACAGAUGCAAGAUAUGAAAGCUGAGGAGAAAGAUGGCGAUCCUGAAUCGGAAAGCAAGGACUCUGUGUCAGACCCGACGCCUUUAGAGGCUAUAAUGCCAGAGCUGAUAGCUGGUGAGACCACGACUCGAUGGCCGCGCGACCGACGCGUGCUGAGAGCGCUGUUGGAACUCAGCCGGGCUGACUCCGUGCCAACUGAAGCUGAGCGUGAAGAUAUAUUGCUAUCAUCAGACCAGCCCCUGGAGAAUGAAGAACAGAAUGAGACGGGGGAGGAGCAGGAGGACACAGCCCCCGUGGAUCCCAACGCUGUCCACGAGCUGGCUGCCAAGGGGGACGACGAGGGACUCGCUGCACUACUCAAGCGCUACCCUGCCCUAGUAGAGGCGAUAGACGCGACCGGGGGCACGGCGUUACACGCGGCGGCCCGCGGCGGCAGGGCGCAGGCUGCCUGGGUGUUACUACGGGCGGGGGCGAAGGCCGACGCCGCUGACGCUGAUGGAUGGAGCCCGCUCAGGGCUGCGGCGUGGGCUGGACACACGGAGGUGGUGGAAGUGUUACUAGAGUUCGGUUGUGACGUGGAUUGUGUGGAUGCUGACAACAGAACUGCAUUGAGAGCGGCAGCCUGGUCAGGUCACGAGGCAGUGGUCUCCAAGCUCCUGGCAGCUGGAGCAGACCCGGAUAAAGCAGACGCCGAGGGUCGAACCCCACUCAUCGCGGCUGCCUACAUGGGCCAUGCGGACAUAGUGAGAGCUUUACUGGAUGCCGGCGCGCAAAUCGAUCAUGCUGAUGAUGAUGGUCGUACAGCCCUGUCGGUGGCGUCCCUGUGCGCGGGUGGGUGCGCGUGCGCAGCGCUCCUGCUGGAGCGGGGCGCCGACGUGGCGCGCGCCGACCGGGACAAGGCCACUCCUCUACUCGUCGCCGCCUUCGAGGGACAUACCGAGAUCUGCGAGUUGCUGCUGGAGGCGGAGGCGGACGUGGAGGCGGCGGACGGCGCGGGGCGCACGGCGCUGUGGGCGGCGGCGGCGGCGGGCCACGCGCGCGCGCUGCGCCUGCUGCUGUUCUGGGGCGCCUGCGUCGACAACAUGGACGCCGACGGACGCACCGUGCUCAGCGUCGCCGCCGCGCAGGGCAACGUGGAGGUGGUCCGUCAGUUACUGGACCGAGGGUUGGAUGAGCAUCACAGGGACAACUCGGGAUGGACUCCGCUACACUAUGCCGCUUUUGAAGGUCACAUAGAAGUUUGCGAAGCUCUACUAGAAGCCGGUGCGAAGGUGGAUGAAGCGGACAACGAUGGCAAGGGUCCACUGAUGUUGGCGGCCCAGGAAGGCCACACCAGACUGGUGGAACUGCUGGUGGACUCCUGGGACGCCAGGGUGGAGCAGAGGGCGCAUGAUGGGAAGACUGCAUUCAGACUGGCGGCGCUGGAGGGCCACGCGGCGACAGUGGAGGCGCUGUACGUGCGCGGCGCGGACGUCGACGCGCUGGACGCCGACCGACGCAGCACGCUCUACGUACUGGCGCUAGACAACAGGCUCGCCAUGGCCACGCAACUCAUCGCCAACUGUGGCGCCCACGUCGACACCACCGACAACGAGGUACGUGUGGGAGCCAUGGCCACGCAACUCAUCGCCAACUGUGGCGCCCACGUCGACACCACCGACAACGAGGGCCGCACCCCGCUCCACGUGUCUGCGUGGCAAGGUCACACGGACAUGGUGAACCUGCUCAUUAAAGUCGGAGGUGCGUGUGUAGACGGCCGAGACCGUUGCCUGCGAACUGCACUCCACGCCGCGGCGUGGCGCGGCCGCACCGCCGUACUGCGCGCUCUACUGCAGCACGGCGCCUCGCCCGCCGCCGUCUGUACGCAGGGGGCCACGCCACUCGGUAUCGCGGCUCAGGAAGGUCACGAAGAAUGCGUCCUAUGGUUACUGCAGCAUGGAGCUGAUCCCAUGCAAGCUGAUCAUUGCGGUCGUACCCCCGCGAAGGUAGCGUGGCGAGCAGGACACGCCAACAUCUGCCGCCUGCUAGAGCGCUGGCCGGCACCUGCAGCUUCUGCAGCUUCAGGAGGUUCCGCAGCUUCUGCAGCUCCCUCAGCACCUGCUCAUCACGAUCUACCAUCUGCAAGGCCGCCUAGUGCUGGGUCCCCAGAAUACAAGCGUCGUAGCGUGCACAGUUCUAAUUCUACGAAGUCGUCGUCCAACAUGACGGCCGGCUCGGCUCGCUCGCACUCUCACCACGACCAGGCAGAGACUGGCAAUACUGAGAAGGGUAACCGCGCGAACCUGUCCCUGUCGUUCGCCCAGCAAGUGGCGCGGUGUGGCCGCGGACGCAGGGACCAUGCUCAACACCACGACAUACCGGAACAUCACGUCGUCGAGAAGGACUCUAAACUCAGGAGCUACCUAGCGAACGAGCGCGACCUAGAGCUGGGCGCAUGGUCGCAGGCGGCCCCCGCUCCCCCCGGACACAUGUCCCCCCUGUACGCGUCCCCCCCUCGUACACCCGUCAGUGAUCUAUGCAGUCCCACGCAACCUGCGCUACCGCCUAGUUUUGGUUCCCAGCCCCCAAGCCUGACGUCGGUGCAACCAGUUUUGACUGACACCCACUUCAAUCGAGAUACCCAUAUGAGGAUCAUACUCGGACGAGACAGCAAACCGCCGCAGGAUAGGAGCGAGAGCGAGGUGUGGAAAGCGAUGGGUCUCGUUGCAUACAACAAGCUAGUUGGCAGUAUCGGCAGAGCCAGGGGCCGGAUAUUCAAAAAGAAUAAAAGCAAGAGGAACGGUAUAGUCACGAAUCCCGCUAUGCGGCUGGUCGCCAACGUCAGAAAUGGACUCGAUAAUGCAGCCGCGAACAUACGACGAACAGGCGUAGCUCUAGCAGCCAGCGCGAGCUCUGCCAACCCCGCAGUCAAAACAAAUGCUUUCCAAUGGAGGAAAGAGACACCACUAUAAGAAAGAGCGAAACGAACGAACGGUACAAGCUUUUUCCAUUCAUACAGCAACUGAAAAACACGUUCAGUUCUGAUAUUGAAAUUAUUCUCGAUUUCCGUUAUGGCCCCCGGUCGAGCUCGAAACUAGUCGGGCGUGCUCGAAAAUGGUGUUUCGAAAAUUGACGUAAUCUGUCUUGCGUAGUGUUGCCAGUUGGUUUUUGUUGACGCAAAAGUUUUUUUAGUCUGGCAUUUUAAAGAUGAUUUGUACAUUUGCUAUUAUAUUAACGUUUUGUUAUUUCGUUUUUUGUAAAAAUGGCCUAUUUUGGUUUUAAUUAUGUAAAUAUAAUGUUUAAGGCUCCAUUUUAUUAGUAUUACUAUUGAUAGGUGUUACAAGUCUAGCUGGCAAGUAUGAGAUUAUGAAUUCGAUUCCCUAGCCAACUAUUAAUUAUGGUGAUAAAUCAGUAAGCGCGAUUGUCGAGUAUGAGGUCCUGAGUUUGAUAUCUGAUCGAGUAUUAUUAUUAUUGAUGAUUUGAAUAUAUAAAUCAUUAUUAAUAGUAUAGAAUCUCAAAUUGUGCCAUUUGUAUUAAAUAUAAUAGGUACUAAUGAAAACCACUUCUGACUGUUUAUAUGUGAAAACUAGCUACUUCCACGCGACUUCUCUCGGCUUUUCGGCUUCUAUUGAUCAUGGCGUGAUGUUUUAGAGCCUAUAGUCAUCCUUGAUAAAUGCACUAUCUAACACAACAAGAAUUAUUCAAAUCGGACCAGCCGUUCCUGAAGUUAGCGCCUCCAAACAAACACACUCAACAGCUUUAUACACCGUGAAAUCUAUUUCGUUUACGUCCCGCGGCAAAACAACUUUCCAUAAGGAGUCAUCAUCAU
Spodoptera litura is the source of this 7381-nucleotide messenger RNA. RefSeq lists its product as uncharacterized. The record is from RefSeq and is a predicted model, not a curated record. Gene Ontology annotation, biological process: RNA processing. Gene Ontology annotation, molecular function: RNA nuclease activity; RNA binding; protein binding. NCBI's taxonomy places the organism in Eukaryota, Metazoa, Arthropoda, Insecta, Lepidoptera, Noctuidae.